GCUAUCCCUAAGUCUUCUGAAAAGAUUUGUUUACUAGUCAAGAGAUGGUUUCCGGCAAGAAAAGCACAUUUGUGUGUGUCUCUUGUAUUUCGCCUGCUAAGGCACUUGUCAAGAAAACCGAUGGAAAUUUUAUCAAGCUUCUGGAAUGUCCAUCUUGUGGGGCAUUAGUAGACAGAUAUGUGGAAUGUGAGAGGAGCAUUAUAUUUAUGGACAUGAUACUACAAGAUAUUACAGUUUAUAGACAUAUCCUCUACAAUGCAGACAAUUUUGCUUCUCAGUUCUACAUAAAGCUGGCAGUGUCCCUAAUUCUGAGCGAAGGAUACGUUCGCUGGAGUAACCUUGCCCAGAAUCUUCCUACUGGAAAUGGAAUUAUGAACAAUGAGGUUUAUAUGUAUAUCAUGUGCUUCAUGGCAUUUGUGGAACUUGGGAUGUUUGGAGCGGUAAUUUUGGGAUACUCCUAUGUUAAGCAUUCUCGCAA
Molecule: messenger RNA, 478 nt
Organism: Penaeus monodon (black tiger shrimp)
Lineage: Eukaryota; Metazoa; Arthropoda; Malacostraca; Decapoda; Penaeidae
Gene: Arv1
Product: protein ARV1-like
Biological process (GO): sterol metabolic process; sphingolipid metabolic process; regulation of plasma membrane sterol distribution
Cellular component (GO): Golgi apparatus; cortical endoplasmic reticulum
Source: RefSeq, a predicted model, not a curated record